GAGGAGCUCAGGAGGCGGAGAGGACUGCUAGCGUUCGGUUGGAAAGAACUUGUAUGGAGUGAAUGUGGAAUGCUGUGAGGUCUCCAACACGAGGGGGAUAUAAUUCUGUAUAAAUUGUACCAGCUCUUCAGCAAAGCGUGAAAAACAAAGAGAAACGAAGGAUUCGCUGCCAUAAACGGGUUGACUUGUCAUUCAUAUACUGAGCAGAAGGUCUGGGAAAACCAUGGCAACUGGGGAUGUAAAAGGCUGUAUUCGAAAGUUAGAACAAAGAUUAAGAACACUUAAUUACCCUAGGGAUGUGGACUACACAGGAUUGAUUAAAGGAGAUCCUUCUGCAUCCUUGCCUAUCAUCAGUUACACAUUCACGUGCUAUUCCACAAGCAUUGCAGAGAUUUUGAUAUCUUUUGGUAUAGAGCUCACAACUAAGAGUGAUUUGAGAUUUAUUGAAGCAGUCUAUAAGGUUCUUAGAGAUGUUUUUAAUUAUAAACCAAUAUUAACAAAGCAGCAGUUUCUGCAAUGUGCAUUUUCUGAAAGGAAGAUACAGAUAAUCUGUGACAUUGUUGACUGCGUUGUGAAAAAACACAAAGAAAUCACCGGCCAGAACAAGGUCAAGUCCCAACUGGUUAAGAAAGUUGUUUCUGCUAAAGAUCAGUGUGAAGUUUUUUAUCCCGAAGACGUGUCUGUUCAACCAUCAGUGAAAACAACCCAGAAAAAGCCACUUGUUGAGCGUCAUGCAGGCAGUGAAUUUCUGUUGCCAACCAAAUGUUAUAGCUCAGCACUUGUGGAAGACAUAGAGGAAGAAGAACCCACAUCAGAUUCUGAAGGGGGCAGUCAUUUGGAACAUGAAAUGGAAAGUCCAUUUGAAACAGCGGAGACGACUCCCAAUUCAGAACAGAUUGAAUUACUAAGGAAACAACUUGCUGAAUGUCAGGAGAAGCUCCAAAGGCUUGAUUGUGUGGAGCAGAGACUGCAAUCUUUAGAGACAAGUAUGAAAGGAAAAAUUAUUAUUGAUGAGACAGACUGGAAUAACCUCCUCAGCCGAGUCCUCCUUUUGGAAACUGAAGGAUUGUUGCAAUCAAAAAAGACUGACUUCUCGGUGCCUUCCGAGUUUGCCUGUAUUAGUGAACAACGUACUUCCAGCAGAAUGACCAAUGAGAUCUGUUCAAAUUUAAAGACAAAGGCAGAUAUUCCAGAGAGUCAUCAUCAGUCGUCUGGAUACAGUUCUGUGUUAUCUGCAGACACAUCUCCCAUUGCUAUUGACAUUAAUUAUAGCAGCUUGACAGAAGAUUCAAAUGAAACUACAAAGCAAAGAAUGGAAAGAAUAACUAAAAUGAUGGAAGAAACAUCAAAGCUUUUGAAAUGUUCAAAUAAUACAUAAAAAUGUAUCCCUGGAUAUUUUUUUUUUUUUUAAAUAGUAAUAAUUAUACAGUUGUACAAUAAAAUGUAACAGAGCAGUGGAUAAACUACAUUUAAUAAAUUAUUUUUGUUAAAAAAAAAAA
Messenger RNA from Xenopus laevis (African clawed frog), 1499 nucleotides. It is a transcript of the gene cep44.L, whose product is annotated as centrosomal protein 44kDa L homeolog. Gene Ontology annotation, cellular component: centriole; midbody; spindle pole. The record is from RefSeq and is marked provisional. NCBI's taxonomy places the organism in Eukaryota, Metazoa, Chordata, Amphibia, Anura, Pipidae. Gene Ontology annotation, biological process: centriole-centriole cohesion; centriole replication.